Messenger RNA from Girardinichthys multiradiatus, 3482 nucleotides. Its product is annotated as integrin beta-1-like. Gene Ontology annotation, biological process: integrin-mediated signaling pathway; cell migration; cell adhesion mediated by integrin. The record is from RefSeq and is a predicted model, not a curated record. The transcript has 16 exons. Gene Ontology annotation, cellular component: focal adhesion; integrin complex; cell surface. The coding region runs from base 273 to 2672 and encodes 799 amino acids. NCBI's taxonomy places the organism in Eukaryota, Metazoa, Chordata, Actinopteri, Cyprinodontiformes, Goodeidae. Gene Ontology annotation, molecular function: laminin binding; integrin binding; C-X3-C chemokine binding.
GCAUUAAAAAAAGCCCCACUAGUGUUAUACUUGGAGCAGCAACGUCUCCCAACCAGGAUUUCCACCCGAAUUUACCUAAUUUAAAGUAAAGGAUGAACACAUGUUAGUUGCUCCUGUGUUUAAAUAUAUAUAUUUUUAAACAUAUUUUACCUGCUCGGUGCUGUUUAGUAGGUCAAACCAAGCGAACCUAGAUAACAGUUUUAGCUAGUUUUGUCCCAGUGUCCGUUAAAAAAGGGAGCCUUUCUGGACCUAAUGUUGCUCUAAACCGACAGAUGAAGAUGAAUCUCCAGGUUCUUUUUAUAGCAGUUUUAUCAGCGGUCCUCAGAGGCAGCUUGGCUCAGCAAGAUGGGAGCAUAUGCAUCAAGGCAAACGCACAGUCAUGUGGGGAAUGCAUCCAGGUCUCCGAGAUGUGCGGAUGGUGCACAGAUGAAAAUUUCCUCACUGUUGGUGCACCCAAGUCAGCUCGCUGCGAUGACCUGGAGUCCCUGAAGGACAGAAAGUGUAAACAAGUUGAAAACCCACGUGGAAGUGUCGCCAUUAACACGAACACACCAGUCACAGUUCGCAAGGACCGGUCUGAGAAACUGAAGCCUGAACAGAUCACCCAGAUCCAGCCUCAGAAACUCACCCUGAGGCUCAGAUCUGGUGAGCCGCAGACCUUCCAGUUUAAAUUUAAGCGUGCUGAGGACUACCCCAUUGAUCUGUACUACCUUAUGGACCUCUCCUUCUCCAUGAAGGACGACUUGGAAAAUGUUAAGAACCUUGGCACUGACCUCAUGAAGGAAAUGCAGAAAAUCACCUCAGACUUUAGAAUUGGUUUCGGGUCCUUUGUUGAGAAGACAGUCAUGCCCUACAUUAGUACCACACCAGCAAGGCUGCUGAACCCCUGCACAGGCAACCAGAACUGCACCAGCCCCUUCAGCUACAAGAACGUCCUGGCACUGACCAACAAAGGUGACGAAUUCAACCACCUUGUGGGCCAGCAGCAGAUCUCUGGCAACCUGGACUCUCCAGAGGGGGGGUUUGACGCCAUCAUGCAGGUGGCUGUGUGCAAGGAGCAGAUUGGCUGGAGGAACGUCACCCGUCUGCUUGUGUUCUCCACUGAUGCUGGUUUCCACUUCGCAGGAGAUGGAAAACUGGGUGGGAUUGUCCUACCCAACGACGGGAGGUGUCAUCUGGAGAACAACAUGUACACAAUGAGCCACUACUAUGACUACCCAUCCAUUGCUCAUCUGGUCCAGAAACUAAGUGAACACAAUAUCCAAACAAUCUUUGCUGUAACUGAGGAGUUCCAGUCGGUUUACCAGGAGCUGAAAAACCUCAUUCCUAAGUCUGCUGUUGGAACGCUGUCUGCCAACUCCAGCAACGUGAUCAAACUCAUCAUUGAUGCCUAUAAUUCUUUGUCCUCUGAGGUUAUUCUUGAACCUGUCGGUAAGCUGCCGGAGGGAGUUUCCCUUUCCUACAAGUCCAUCUGCAAAAACAACGUGGUUGGAACGGGAGAGGACGGCCGGAAGUGCUCAAACAUCUCCAUCGGAGACGAGGUCCAUUUUCAGAUUUCCGUUGAAUCCCAGAAGUGUCCAUCUCCUGGGAAGCAGGAGGUCAUUAUGAUAAAACCUCAGGGCUUCACUGAGAAGGUGGAAGUAAUUCUGGAUUUCAUCUGUGACUGUGAAUGUGCCGCGAAAGGAGAGCCUAACAGCAAGAAGUGCUUCGAAAACAGCGGCACCUUUGAGUGUGGAGCCUGCAAGUGUAACGAAGGACGCAUCGGGCAGAUCUGUGAGUGCAGCAAAGACGAAGUCCGGACCGAUGACCUGGACGCCAACUGCCGAAAAGACAACGGCACAGACAUCUGCAGCAACAAUGGCGACUGCGUCUGUGGUACCUGCGAAUGCAAGAAGCGGGAUAAUCCUGCAGAGGUUUACAGCGGGCAGUACUGCGAAUGUGACAACUUCAACUGCGACCGCUUCAACAACAAGCUCUGCGGAGGUCACGGGCGCUGCGAGUGCAGAAAGUGCAUCUGUGAAGCCAACUACACGGGCAGCGCCUGCGACUGCUCGAUAGAUACCUCCACCUGUCUAGCCCGGAACGGGCAGAUCUGUAACGGACGCGGCGAGUGCGAAUGUGGGACCUGCAAAUGCACAGACUCCAAAUUUCAGGGGCCAACCUGCGAGGUCUGUCCAACCUGUCCAGGAGUUUGCCCGGAGCACAAGGAUUGUGUGCAGUGUCUAACCUUCCAAACUGGUGAGAAGAAGGACACGUGUAAGGAGGACUGUAAGAACUUCCGCCUGGUUAGGGUGCAAAAAACAGAAGAACUACCGCAGCCCACCGACCAGCCCUUCCCUCGCGCCAUCUGCAAGGAGAGGGACGAGAACGACUGCUGGUUCUACUUCACCCUCGCCGUCAGGAACGACACCAACGAGGUUCAUGUGUUUGAGAAGCCGGAGUGCCCAGCAGGUCCUGACAUCAUCCCCAUCGUGGCAGGUGUUGUAGCAGGCAUCGUGAUGAUCGGCCUGGCCCUGCUGCUCAUCUGGAAGCUGCUCAUGAUCAUCCAUGACCGCAGAGAGUUUGCCAAGUUUGAGAAGGAGAAGAUGAACGCCAUCUGGGACACGGGUGAGAAUCCGAUCUAUAAAAGUGCUGUAACAACUGUGGUCAACCCAAAGUACGAGGGGAAAUGAUGGAGCUUCUCCCUCCUUUAUGACUACACUGUACAUGGAGAAGAACCAGGGGGGGUUUAUACAACAAUACUCCCUGUUUGUCGUCAUGAUUGCCAAAUGAUUUUGUUUUUUUUAACUUGUUUUGAUUUCCUUUGCUUUAUCUUUGUAAAAAGUUUGGAUUUUUGUGUUUUUUUAUAACUGGGCUUUUAAUGGAAAAGCUGUGCUAAGGUGUGCCUUUAUGUUUUAUAGCAAAGCCAUCAGUGUUCUGCGGAGGGUUGUUCUGUUCAGUAGGAAAUAAUCAGGCUUUCACAGACAAAUAAUAACCGGCGACCAAAGGUAUCAGGAUCGACCUGCUGUCUGACCAAAGGUCUCCCUGUGUUCUGGGUCGUGCACCUGAGCAGUUAGCGCUCGUUUAAAAGCUUGCGUGUUUGAAAUGAAAUGUGUACAGACUUUUUCCGGUUCUGUGUAAAGCCAUAUCUAUGAACUUGCAGCUGAACAAUCAUUUGUAAUUUGUUUUUUCUGUCUGAAAGGAUGUCAGUUUAACGUAGCUUUACUGUUUCAGGUCUUAUUUGCUUAAUUUAAAGCCAACUCAGGUCCUUCAUUUCAGCAUCAAAUACAUGCCUCCUUGUUUUCAUAGGAUAAUACUUUACAUUUAAAGUUUUUUUUUUUUUUUUUUUUACUUCGAUCAAAUGUUUUAGAUCCACAAAAAACAGGGGUUUUCAUUAAAGCAACUGUCACCAUUGUUUUUAAGUGCCUUCUUUCAGUGGUGCAAAGACAUUCAGGCAAACCUGUUUUCUCAAAUUAUUUAUUAAAUAAACUAACUUACCCCAA